CCGCCCAGUGCCGUGUCCACCGGCGCCUGGGGUUGGUCCUCCACUGUCCCAGCGUGCCGUGCGGCGGUCUCUUCCUCCAUCUUGGGCUUUGGGGCAGGCUGUGAGUGGGUCCGGCUGCCUGGCGCGCACUCACAAUGCCUGGAAGAUUGUGGUGCAAAGCUGUUUUUACUGGCUAUAAACGGGGCCUUCGAAACCAAAGGGAGCAUACAGCUCUGCUGAAGAUCGAGGGUGUUUACUCCCGUGAUGAAACUGAAUUUUACCUGGGCAAAAGAUGUGCCUAUGUAUACAAGGCAAAGAACAAUACUGUCACUCCUGGCGGUAAACCAAAUAAAACUCGCGUUAUUUGGGGUAAAGUGACUCGUUCUCAUGGUAACAGUGGCAUGGUCCGUGCUAAAUUCAAAAGUAACCUGCCUGCAAAAGCUAUCGGGCACAGGAUUCGGGUGAUGCUGUAUCCAUCAAGAAUUUAAAACAGCUGUACAUAAAUUGAAAAUAAAUAGCCAAGUGGUUUAAAUUGUCUA
Hypanus sabinus (Atlantic stingray) is the source of this 518-nucleotide messenger RNA. RefSeq names its product ribosomal protein L35a (gene rpl35a). Lineage: Eukaryota; Metazoa; Chordata; Chondrichthyes; Myliobatiformes; Dasyatidae. Gene Ontology annotation, cellular component: ribosome; cytosolic large ribosomal subunit. The transcript has 5 exons. Gene Ontology annotation, biological process: ribosomal large subunit biogenesis; cytoplasmic translation. The record is from RefSeq and is a predicted model, not a curated record. Bases 135 to 467 code for a protein of 110 amino acids. Gene Ontology annotation, molecular function: structural constituent of ribosome.